This is a messenger RNA of Oncorhynchus kisutch (coho salmon), 3255 nucleotides long. RefSeq names its product uroplakin-1a. The transcript is spliced from 8 exons. The record is from RefSeq and is a predicted model, not a curated record. Gene Ontology annotation, cellular component: membrane. NCBI's taxonomy places the organism in Eukaryota, Metazoa, Chordata, Actinopteri, Salmoniformes, Salmonidae. Bases 156 to 911 code for a protein of 251 amino acids.
AGAUUACAUUUAACAGCAAGCUGAGACAGGUGCUGAGCACAGCAGGUGCAACAGAAUGACAGGUGUUUGGUCAACAGAAGAAGAUGCUCAGGGCCUGACAUCACUGCAGGGGAGGAGCAGUGGGUUUAGAAGGAGCUGACAGAAGGACUGCUACCAUGGCUGAUGGAAAGGGAUUCACCUGUCUUAUGGUCAUUCUCAUCCUGGGGAAUAUAUUUGGAGCUGCAGCAGGUCUUGCCCUUUGCGCUCUGGCCAUCUGGGUUGCAGUAGAUCAAUUCAAGCUCUACCCUAUAUCUGGUGUGUCGGGGAAAGAUGACAUCUUUGCCGGGGCCUGGAUUGCCAUUUUCACAGGCUUUGCCUUCUUCUGCAUGUGCGUCUUUGGUAUCUUGGCUGCUGCGAUGAAGAGCCGUGCCUUAAUGCUAACAUAUCUGAUCCUGAUGUUGAUCAUCUACAUAUUUGAGUGUGCCUCAUGUAUCACUGCAGUCACCCACAGAGACUAUCUGGUUGGAAACAGUAAUCUGGUGAAGAAGCAGAUGCUGAAGUACUAUGCAGCCGACGGUGACUCUGGCAGUCAGAUCACACUGACAUGGAACAAAGUGAUGAAAGAGGUGGAGUGUUGUGGAACGGAUGGCCCAGUGGACUGGAUAGAGUACAACUCCACCUUCAGGGAGAAGUUUGGUACAGACUACCCCUGGCCCACCCACUGCUGCAAGAGGAAGAACAACUACGAUGUGGUGAAUGUGGAGGCCUGCAAGAAUGGCCAGAACACCACCAUGUUCACUAAGGGCUGCUUCAACCACAUUGAGUCUGUGUUCAGUCGAUAUACAUGGGCUAUCAGCUGGUAUGGUUUCGCUGUGCUAAUGUUUAUGUUCUUGCUGUUGAUCCUGGCCAUGGUGUACUACCUGAUGCUGUGAGAAGUCUGGAGGUGAUGUCUCUAACCCAUGUUUUUGACUUUCUGCUGAAGCCACACCAACCCUCACUUCAGCAACUACAGUGCCUUGCAAAAGUAUUCACCCCCUUGGUGUUAUUUUGUUGCAUUACAACCUGUAAUUUAAUUUAAAUAGAUUUUUAUUUGGAUUUCUUGUAAUGGACAUACACAAUAUAGUCCAAAUUGGUGGAGUGAAAUUUAAAGAAUUACUUGUUUAAAAAAUGUAAAAGAAUUUAAAACGGAAAAGGGGCUCGUGCAUAUAUAUUCAACCUCUUUGCUAUGAAGCACCUAAAUAAGAUCUGGUGCAACCAAUUAUCUUCAUAAGUGACAUAAUUAGUUAAAUAAAGUCCACCUAUGUGCAAUCUAAGUGUCACAUGAUUGGUCACAUGAUCUCAGUAUAUAUACACCUGUUCUGAAAGGCCCCAGAGUCUGCAACACCACUAAGCGAAACCACCAAGCAAGCGGCACUAUGAAGAUCAAGGAGCUCUCCAAACAGGUCAGGGACAAAGUUGUGUAUAAGUACAGAUCAGGGUUGGGUUCUAAAGGAGGGCAUUAAUCAGAGAGGCAACAAAGAGACCAACGAUAACCCUGAAGGAGCUGCAAGCGGAGAUUGGAGUAUAUGUCCAUAGGACCACUUUAAGCCGUACACUCCACAGAGCUGGGCUUUACGGGAAAAGAUUGGCCAGAAAAAAAUAAGCAAACAGGUUUGGUGUUCGCCAAAUGGCAUGUGGGAUUCUCCCCAAACAUAUGGAAGAAGGUACUCUGGUCAGAUGAGACUAAAAUUGAGGUUUUUGGCCAUCAAGGAAAACACUAUGUCUGGUGCAAACCCAACACCUCUCAUCACCCUGAGAACACCAAAAACACCAUGUUUUCCAUCAGCAGGGACUGGGAAACUGGUCAGAAUUUAAGGAAUAAUGGAUGGUGCUAAAUAGAGGGAAAUUCUUGUUUCAGUCUUCCAGAGAGUUGAGACUGGGACAGAGGUUCACCUUCCAGGAGGACAAUGACCCUAAGCAUACUGCUAAACCAACACUCGAGUGGUUUAAGGGGAAACAUUUAAAUGUCUUGGAAUGGCCUAGUCAAAGCCCAGACCUCAAUCCAAUUGAGAAUCUGUGGUAUGACUUAAAAAUUGCUGUAUUCCAGCGGAACCCAUCCAACUUGAAGGAGCUGGAGCAGUUUUGCCUUGAAGAAUGGGCAAAAAUCCCAGUGGCUAGAUGUGCCAAGCACAGUUUUUUUGUUUUAUUUCUUGUAUGAUUCACGAUAAAAAAUAUUUUGCAUCUUCAAAAGGGUAGGCAUGUUGUGUAAAUCAAAUGAUACAAACCCCCCCAAAAAUCCACUUUAAUUCUGGGUUGUAAAGGCAAAAAAAAUGGAAAAAUGCCAAGGGGGGUGAAUACUUUCGCAAGCCACUGUACCUAAUUUCUUAAAUAACAAAUGUCUGUGGGAAUGAUGACAGAAAAGUGUUUCUGAUAUAUAGACAAUGAACACUGUAGGGAUUCUCCAUCUUUUUAGGUAAAUGGUCUCAAAUUUGUAUAUUUAUUUAUGUUUCCUUUAAUGGUUUAUUGCACUGUAAAUGCCAGAUGAACAAAUGGUGAUUGGCCUGAAAACUUCAAUGUCCUGACUGCUUUGGUAAUAGGAUAGAUAUAUAGUUCUUAUCCUUAAAGGUACAGUACCAGUCAAAAGUUCGGACACACCUACGCAUUCCAGGGUGAUUCUUUAUUUGGACUAUAAGCUACAUUGUAGAAUAAUAGUGAAGACAUCAAAACUAUGAAAUAACACAUAUGGAGUCGUGUAGAAUCUAAAAUAUAUUUGGAUUUGUUUAACAAAUUUGUUUAACUUUUUUGGUUACUACAUUACUCCAGGUGCUAUUUCAUAGUUUUGAUGUCUUCACUAUUAUUCUGCAAUGUAGAAAAUAGUAAAAAUAAAGAAAAACCCUUGAAUGAGUAGGUGUGUCCAAACUUUUGAUUGAUACUGUAAGAGAAAAUGUAUAUAAACCUUUCAAGAACAUGAUUUACAUGGCUGUUGUGCAUUUCAGAUUUGUAUACCAUGUUCCAUUUCUUGUUUAUUUGAGGUAAUUUUCAAAAUAUUUUCAAUAUUAUUGAUUUCCAUGUUGACUAUGCCAGGAAAUGCCCUUGUCCAGAGCAAACUCCCUGAAAGUGUCCCCCAAAAAAUUAUGGCAAAAAUGAAAUAACUUAAAGAAUCUCAUGUAGUUUCCUGACUUACAGUAUCUGAAAACUGUGAUUCCUAAAAAAAUGUGUCAGGAGUUUUGUUCAUCUCCAUCAGAUUUGUCUAUCUUUAUUAAAUGAAUCCGAAAUGAAUGAGCAGGGUCAGCUAUA